AUGGGGCUUGGUCUUACUCCUCUCACUCCUACAUCGACCCCAUCACCAAAAACUCUUACAUCGACCCCUUCCCCAUCACCAAAAGACUCCUACAUUAACCCCUUCCCCCAUCACAAAAGACUCACCAUCGACCCCAUCACCAAAAGACUCCUACAUCGACCCUUCCCCAUCACCAAAAACUCUACAGUGACCCCUUCCUCCAUCACCAAAAGACUACUACCCCAUCACCAAAGACUCCUACAUCGACCCCUUCCCCAUCACCAAAAGACUCUACAUCGACCCCUUCCCCAUCACAAAAGACUCUACAUCGACCCUUCCCAUCACCAAAGGACUCCUACAUCGACCCCUUCCCCAUCACCAAAAGACUCCUACAUCGACCCUUCCCCCAUCACCAAAGACUCUACAUCGACCCUUCCUCCAUCACCAAAAGACUCCUACAUCGACCCUUCCCCAUCACCAAAGACUCCUACAUCGACCCUUCCCCCAUCCAAAAGACUCCUACAUCGACCCUUCCUCAUCACCAAAAGACUCCUACAUCGACCCCUUCCCCAUCACCAAAGACUCCUACAUCGACCCCUUCCCCAUCAGACUCUCAUCGACCCCUUCCCCAUCCCCAAAGACUCCUACAUCGACCCCUUCCCCAUCACCAAAAGACUCCCAUCACCCCAUCACCAAAGACUCACCGACCCCUUCCCCAUCACCAAAGACUCUCAUCGACCUUCCCCAUCACCAAAGACUCACAUCGACCCUUCCCCCAUCACAAAGACUCUACAUCGACCCCUUCCCCAUCACCAAAAGACUCCUACAUCGACCCUUCCCCCAUCCAAAGACUCCUACAUCGACCCUUCCCCAUCACAAAAGCUCCUACAUCGACCCUUCCCCCAUCACCAAAAGACUCCUACAUCGACCCCUUCCCCCAUCACCAAAAGACUCCUACAUCGACCCUUCCUCCAUCACCAACCAUAUCACCAAAAGACUCCUACAUCAUUCCUCCAUCACCAAAGACUCCUACAUCGACCCUUCCCCAUCACCAAAGACUCCUACAUCGACCCUUUCCCCAUCACCAAAAGACUCCUACAUGACCCUUCCUCCAUCCCCAAAAGACUCCUACAUCGACCCCUUCCUCCAUCACCAAAAGCUCCUACAUUGACCCCUUCCCCAUCACCAAAAAGACUCUACAUCGACCCUUCCCCAUACCAAAAGCUCUCACAUCGACCCUUCCCCAUCACCAAAGACUCUACAUUAACCCCUUCCCCCAUCACCAAAGACUCCUACAUCGACCCUUCCCCAUCACCAAAAGACUCCUACAUCGACCCUUCCCCAUCAAAGACUCCUACAUCCCUUCCCCAUCACCCAAAAGACUCCUACAUCGACCCCUUCCCCAUCACCAAAAGACUCCUACAUCGACCCUUCCUCCAUCACCAAAAGACUCCCUACAUCGACCCUUCCUCCAUCACCAAAAGACUCCUACAUCGACCCCUUCCCCAUCACCAAAGACUCCUACAUUAA
Homarus americanus (American lobster) is the source of this 1509-nucleotide messenger RNA. Its product is annotated as early nodulin-75-like. Bases 1 to 1509 code for a protein of 502 amino acids. NCBI's taxonomy places the organism in Eukaryota, Metazoa, Arthropoda, Malacostraca, Decapoda, Nephropidae. The transcript has 2 exons. The record is from RefSeq and is a predicted model, not a curated record.